Poecilia latipinna (sailfin molly) is the source of this 4817-nucleotide messenger RNA. It is a transcript of the gene nes, whose product is annotated as nestin. Gene Ontology annotation, molecular function: intermediate filament binding; CCR5 chemokine receptor binding. The coding region runs from base 175 to 4278 and encodes 1367 amino acids. Gene Ontology annotation, biological process: positive regulation of intermediate filament depolymerization. The transcript is spliced from 4 exons. Lineage: Eukaryota; Metazoa; Chordata; Actinopteri; Cyprinodontiformes; Poeciliidae. The record is from RefSeq and is a predicted model, not a curated record. Gene Ontology annotation, cellular component: intermediate filament.
UCUAUUUUGCUGGCAGUCACUCCACCAGACUUCACGGGAGGCUCCCUCACAAACAAGGAAACUCUACACGCUGACUCAGGCUUGGAACGACGAGAUAGAGCCGGCUGCCAAAUCAUAAUCCCUUUACUUCUGAGAGAAACCUCAGUUUCCAAAAUAUCUUUUUUCUAAACUAACAUGGAGCUCCAUGGAGUGCAUAAAAUCUUUCAUCCAAACCACCUUGGUGAGGAGAAGCAACAGAUGCUGAACCUGAACCGACGCCUUGAAGCCUACCUUAGUCGGGUCAAAUGUCUAGAGGAGGACAAUGAAAUGCUUGCAAACGAGAUCAAAGUUUUAAGGUACAACAAUCAGGGGACCCUGAUACGCAGGAGAGGCUUAGAGGAGGAGCUGAGACAGGCGAGAUUGGAAGUGGAUGCAGCCUGGAGGGAGAGGGUCCUCACAGAGGUGGAAGUUCAGAAACUGACUGAGGAGAUACAAGCCCUAGAGAUUCAGAGACAGAUGGAAGCUGAGACCAAACUGCUGGCGAAGACAAAGAUGGAGCAAAGCAGGAAGGAGCUGGAAGAUGAGCAGAGAGCACAGAUCUGGCUCAGGGAGAAGGUCAACCAGCUGGAACAUGAAAUGAAAUUCCUAAUUCAAACCCACGAAGAAGAUGUGGCCCACCUGGAGGCCACUCUGUCCCAAUCAAGAGCCGAAAUGCUUCCAAACCGGAUUCACAGGAGCAAACAGACGCCAGAACUCCUCAAGAUGGGGCAUGAGUUUUCCCAGAGGGCAACCAGAGCUUGGCAGGAGGCCUCAGAGGCCUACCAGGGCCAGUUAGCUCAGCUGGAGGAGUCACUUGAUCAGGCCAGGAGUCGUUUGAGUCAAGUUUGCUUGGAGAAACGUGAGAGCCAGCUGAAACUUCAGACCUUGGAGAAGGAGAUUGCCUCAGCUCAGGACGUCAAGCUACAUCUGGAGGAGACUGUAGCACAGCGCAGGGAGGAACACUGUCAGGAGAUCCAGCAGCUCGGGGAACACUUAGAGGAGCUGGAGGUGGAAAAAGUGGAGUUGGGCCAGCAGAUAGACCACCUCCUUCAGGAGAACCACAGCCUGAUGCAGAUGAAGAUGUCUCUGGGCCUGGAAGUUGCAACAUACAGAGCUUUGCUGGAUGGUGAGGGCCUUGGAAGAGAUGCAGUUUUGUUGAAUAAGCCAAGAAGCAUUUCAGUUAGAGAUGCAGUUCUGAGUCCCCAUGGGGUUAAAAAGAAUUACCCGAUCCAGCCGUCUGCUAGCCUCAAGACUACCUACUCCUCAUCUGGCCAAGGCAGAACAGGGUCCAUAAUAACUGCAACACAAUUCUUGAGCAGAAGAUCUGCAGCUUUAAGAGAACCCCCAAAGACUUCAAGCAAACCUGCAGAAACAGCUGUAGUAAAAGCUGCAACUGUGGAAAGCCCCUAUCCAAAAAUAGUUCAGAAUGGAGCAGCUGAAAACUUUAGGCCAGAGGAAGUUCAUGAAAAAGUCACCUAUGCUGAGCCUUUAUCACCUCCUAAUGAGAAAGAUGCAUUUGACAAAAUGUCUGAGGAUGAAGAUAAAACAGUGGUAGAAAGAGUCAUUGAGUCAGUUGUCAGCCAUACAGCAGUGUUAGGUCUCAGCAGGGAGGAACCUUUAAAUGAGAAAGGUGGCAACCAGCAGUUCACAGCACUCAGCCCCACAUCCUGUGAUGUCAGAAUAACGGAGCUACCAUGUAAUUUAUCAGAUGAACUAUUGAAGGAUCUGACCUUUGAAGGGGAAACUGAACAAGAAUAUGUAGAACACCUAAGGGCUCAAGCUGAUGGGUCGACAAAGGCAGAGCAUGUUCAAGAUGAGACUUCAGAUUCAGAAACUGAAGCGAUGCUUGAACCGACCUUUGAAUCCAGACCAAGUAGUCCUGAAUCUGAAUGUGAGCUCCUUGAAAGUAUUUUUAACAGAAAUGAUGAAAGCAUUUCGAAUGUUGAUGCAGUUGUUAUGAGACAAGAAAGUAACAGUUCCACUGUGGAAGUUAAUGGAAAGGAUGAUGAGGACAAGUUGUAUCCUGAUGGGGAAGAGAUGGAUACAUGGGACAGUGUAAUAGAGAGAAAGGUCAGUGAAAGGGUAGAUGAUGGUGUAGAAAAUGAAGAGAAGAAGCAACAUGCUGAGCCAGAGGAGGACAUAUCAACAAAAGAUCCAGAGGAGAACAGAAAGGUUGGUCAAGAAGGCAACAUGGACUUUGUUCUGCCACAGGUAGGUGAAGGACACCAUGCUAUAUGGGAGCUGGAGCAUGUUCCACCUCCUGACAAAGAAGACGGAGGGGAUGAAGACGACUCUCAGAAUGUCUCUAUGUCAUGGAGGACAGAGCUGGAGAGUGACAGCUACGCUCAGGAUAAUACUCUUGCCGAUACUCGACCCCUGAUCCGAUACAAAAGUGAUGACACUGACGCCAACACUCAAGCGUCGCACAUUGAGGAAAGUGAGUCCAGUGAAGGUGAACAGGAAAAGAAAGCUGGAGAGGCAGGAAGCGGAACAUGGGCUGAGAACAAGCCAAAGACAUUUGGAACCAUGGAAGAUCUGUGUGAGGAAGUGGAAGAGGAGACAGUGGAUGAAGACUAUAACAUGGGAUACACUCAUGUUGAAGAUAGGGAUGCUGAUCAGGGUAAAAAAGUAAGUGAGUAUGAUAUACUUUUGAAAGAUGCUGAAAAGGUUGAAGAAAUGGAGAUGAGUGGUGUUGAGGGACAUUCAGAAGAGGAAACAGAAGAACUUACUGGAGCCACUGUACACACCAAUAUAGACUAUGACGAGGAACUGGAGACAGACAGAUUAGUGGAACAAGAGUUAGAAAAUUUGUCAACAGAUAGUUAUAGUGCUCAUUUUGGACAUGAGCAGGUCAGAGAAGAUAUCUUAGAAAUGGAUCAAAAAUCCAUCAAGGAAAUGAAUGAACAAGAAACUACAGGUAACACAUCUACCUGUGAGACUGAAAACUAUGAGUCUGCGUUGACCACUGCAGUUAUAAGCAAGAGUUUAGAAAGGCAGUUUUUCAGUGAUUCAUCUCCUGAGAUACAGUUGACAAGCACUCUGACUGAGGAGGAAGUGAAAGAACAAGAGACUGAAAAAGCAGCAGGAGGUUCUUCCAGUGAGAUCGUUAAAUCUGAAUCUGAACCAGCUACUACAAUUACAAGAGAUGUUUCAGAGAUGCAACUGUUCAGUGAUCCAUCUGUUGAAAUAUCUUCAACAAACACUCAGCUUGUGAAUGAGCAAAAAGGAACUGAAAAGUUAAUACAGGACAUAGAUUCAUCUGAGCCUGAAAUGAGUGUUAACUAUGAACAGGUAUCUUCCACUAUAGUUGAAGAUGUGGCGUUAGAGAGGCAACUCUUUAGUGAAUCAUAUGUUGAGAUAAAUUCAACAAACAAGCUGACUGAGGAGGACGUCCAUCCUAUUGAUCAAGAAGCUGUAGAUAACCCAGAGACAAGAGAGGACGACGAUGAGCACUAUCUGGUGUCUCAUGUUGAUGGAACUGAAAACCACUCUGAAUUGAAAGAUUUCCUUAGCAGGUCAGAUAUGAAAGACAGCAACAUAAUAGAAGCUAUAAACUCUGCUUUACUGGUAACAGCAGAUUCAAAUUCUCCACAAGAUGUUGAUGCUCCCACUGAGAACACCGAGGUGCUUCCUGAGGAAAGAUCAAAUGUAUCCCAAGAACAUCCCACUGAGGAUGCUGAGGACUUUCACAAGUUUCUUGAGGAAACAACUGAAUGGGAAAACCCAGAAAACACAACAAAGGAAUCUGAAAUGAGUGACCAGAUCAAACACGAUCUAAAGAAUGAUAACCUUCACAAAAUAUCAGACAAAAUAAUCAUACAUCAGGAAGAGCCUGUUGAAGUUUCCAUUGACAGUGCCCUGAAUGAUAACGACAUUUUCAAAGUGAAGGAUGUAAAAGACAACAGUUUCCAUAGUCACUUCACCUCUGAUGGAAAGAAUGACUUCUGGGUGUCCUCUUUGGAGACCGGUGCCACUUACACACCAAACGAUGCCUGUAAUGAAUCUGCUGAGCAAACCAAUCAUAAUCAAGGAUUUGCUGACAACAGGGAUUGGGGGAACUUGGAGAAUCCAAAGGUAGUUAAUGGGACCUCCAAGGUGGAUAUUGACCUGUCUGGCCUGGAUCCAACAAAAGAACAGGAACAGGGGAAUGCUGAAGUGAAGAAGGUGUUUUGUAAAAAUGUAGUUGAGGGCGAGAUGGUCCAUUCUGAGGAAUCAGAUGUUGAGGCCGAAUCUUGGUCAUCUGGAGAAGAAACAGCCUAAAGAUGUGAAUGUUACAGUCAAAUCAGAUCAUAGAUACAAAAAAUUGACAAGGGGUAUAUUGUGGUUUUAUUUGAUGCAUCUGAAAACCAAAGUUGCCUUUGUGCAUUUCUUAGGGAAUAAACAACCACCCUGCCAACUCUUACUACCUUAAUUGGAGACAGUUGUCUAACAUUUCCUUUUAUCCUGAUGUUUAAAUUGUUCUGCCCUCGUAGUAUGCAUGUUGAGAAGAUUAUAAGUCUUUGCAUGUGAGAAGAGCAUGAAAAUAGAACAAAGUAUCAUUUGAAAGUCAAAACAGUUAUUGAUCAGUACCUAUUCUGAUUUUGCUGUUUAAUAGAAAUCAAUAAGACCAGCAGGCUAGGAUUCCCUGUAGAGCUGUCAUUGCAUUGUGACAACAAUUUCAAAUUCAUUAGUUUGCAAAUUAGUUGUCUUUGCAUGUGUUCCUCAUGUAGAAAGAAUGGGCGAUUGGUUUUCCUUCUCAUUGUAAAAGUUUAUUAUAGCUGUGGUAAUCUCAAAGUAGAAAAUAAAGUGUAGACUCAUAA